GAUAUGUAAACAUAAUUAUAGUUUCCGAACGAACACCCGUCACUUAGUUCAUCAAUCCUGUCACUAGUGUCGCUACUGUCAAUGCGAAAUCGAAAAUUGCUCUUAUCAUUGUUGUGAACUUUUAAUUCGUAUUAAAACUAAUAAUUAACUAUUCUAUUCGGCGUAUUAUUUCCUCAGGUUAUGGGCCGUCCCAUAAACGCAAUAUAGAACUGAGGUUAAUUAUCUGAGUUUCGUAAAAAAGUCAGUACAACUAGAAAUACGUGGAAUAAUUUGUACCGGGAACAAUGGCUACGUCUAACUUGCAAAUUGAGAAAUUAGCCGGUCGAGAAAACUACUCGACGUGGAGGUUCGCCGUCAAAUCGUAUUUGGAGCACGAGGAUUUAUGGGAAUGUGUUGAUCCGGGAAAUCCAGUGGAUUCCAAGAAAGACAUCAAAGCCAAGUCCAAGAUAAUUUUAUUAGUGGAGCCAAUCAACUAUGUUCACAUUGAAACGGCAAAAUCAGCUAAAGAUGUGUGGUUUAGCUUGCAAAAAGCAUUUGAGGACUCCGGGUUGUCAAGAAAAGUGGGAUUGUUACGUGAUUUAAUCAACACAUCGCUUGAUAAUUGUUCAAGUAUCGAAGAUUAUGUGAAUAAGAUUAUGGGCACUGCAUACAAAUUAAGAAAUAUAGACUUCAAAGUAGAAGACGAGUGGCUAGGCACACUCAUGCUGGCAGGUUUACCCGAUAAUUACAAACCAAUGAUCAUGGGUCUGGAAAGUUCCGGCGUUAAGAUAUCAUCAGAUUUUGUCAAGACUAAACUUUUGCAAGAAGUCAAAGGUUCGGAGUCGUCUGCGUUCUUGGCUAAAGGGAAGAGUACUUCUUAUCAAAAUCAAAUUACAAAACCCAAAGGAAAAGGUCCGCGUUGUUUCAGCUGUAAUCGGUAUGGACAUUUCAAGAAUCAGUGUACAGCGAAGAAGCCGAACAAUGUUCAACAUGGUUUUUCAGCAGUUUUUUCAGCUUGCAGUCCUUCGAUAAACAAGGAUGAUUGGUAUGUUGAUUCUGCUGCGACAAUGCACAUGACAAGGCGUUCAGACUGGAUGUAUGACUUCAAACCACCUCCGGUUGACAAGAUAAUGGUGGCAAACAAGGAUUAUGUCAUAGUUGAGAAAAUGGGUAAUGUAAACAUUCAAACAGGCUCAUGUAAAGAUGGUUGUCCUAUCCAGCAGCUUCCGGCAUCAGACACCAGACCAGUGCACCGUACACUCAUGAGCAGAACGGCCUUGCGGAGAGGAUGAUGAGAAGUCUGGUGGAGCGUGCAAGAUGCAUGCUUUUUGAGGCAAAGCUGAAAAAAAAUCUGUGGGCUGAAGCAGUUGCCUGUGCUGCUUAUGUCAUCAACAGAUCACCGUCACGAGUUUUGGAUGAGGUAACACCAUACGAGAAAUGGACAGGUAAGAAACCUAACAUUUCACACCUUAAGAUAUUUGGUACUAAGGCUAUGGUACACAUUCCAAAAGAAAAACGCCUAAAAUGGGACCGCAAAUCACAAGAAUUAAUUUUUGUAGGCUACUGUGAGAACACAAAGGGCUACAGGUUGCUAAAUCCUACAAAUGGAAAGACAGUGAUUAGUAGGGAUGUUAUAUUUAUUGAGAAUAGUAAGAAUACUAAAAAUAUGACAGAGGAGCCUAUUUCAGGGUCACAGGACCCCAUUUCAGGGUCACAGAUGGCCACAGUCUCUCUUAGUUCAG
Leguminivora glycinivorella is the source of this 1721-nucleotide messenger RNA. Its product is annotated as retrovirus-related Pol polyprotein from transposon TNT 1-94. The transcript has 2 exons. NCBI's taxonomy places the organism in Eukaryota, Metazoa, Arthropoda, Insecta, Lepidoptera, Tortricidae. The record is from RefSeq and is a predicted model, not a curated record. Gene Ontology annotation, molecular function: nucleic acid binding; zinc ion binding. Bases 285 to 1271 code for a protein of 328 amino acids.